AUCAAACAGGAAACUUGUUAUUCUUCUCCCGACGUUAGUUGAAGCAACUGCUACAAACCCAAAUCUGCAAUGCGCAUUCUCAGUUAUUUGAUGCUCAUCGGAGCGGCUAUAGUAACACAUUUGAGAUCAGGAGCCGACGCCUUCACGCUCGGUCGCCAUAAUUCGACCCUCGUCAUCGACAUUGACGAUUCGCACGAGACGGCUAACUUUCUCGACAGUGCGGAGAGCAACCAGACAUCGAUAGAGAACGAUUCUUUAGAAGUCAUGGGCACCCGUUUAGUAGUAAAUACCAGUCCUAUCGGUCAUCACCAGCAAUCGACGCCCAUUGCGGACCAGCAACCAGUUGAGCUCCGUGUUGACAGAGAUUAUUCGUGGGAAGACUUGAUUGAUAAUAUCUCAGAGUUGGAUCGACCUCAACCGCCAGUCGGUAGUCAGCCCACCGGGGUGGCCCAGUUUGCUGUUGAUCAGGACGACUCGUUAGAAGAUGUGAUUGAAGAUCUAGCCGCCCAGCGAAUCAUUCUUGGGACUCCCCAUCAAACAGUUGGCGAAGUUGUUGCCCAGCAAAACGUCCCUGCGGCUGUUGGUCCGGUUGCCCAGUCAACAAACCUUGGAACACUAACAGAUAGAAGCAGCUUCGGUCUUUUGGCUGUCGAGGAUGACGACGAUUUCUCGUUGGAAGAUUACGCCGAUUUCGUCAAUCCGCACGCCAUUCAGCCGACGGCAGCCAAUAACUUUCACCAUCUGCCCGACACCUUGUUCAGCACCCACCCAACGUCCGACGACUGGUUCCUCGUCAAGCAUUUCAUGGACGACCAUUACGUUUGGGAACUGGGCGAUGAAUUGGCCAAAGAAUAUUUCUGGCAGCCGGUAAAAGCCCCAGGUGGGGUGUAAUCGACUGGACAACAUCCCGCUGUGAAUGAAAGAAAAAAAAAAGUGAUGGAAGAGCGAACAUAAAAAUUAGAGAUACACAAAUUAUUAUAGUAUGAUCUUUUCCCGGCCGCACUGCUUUCAACAGCUCACCGUUCCGUGUACGGUGAGCUCAUUUAUACUAACGGGUAGCUAUAACAGUGUAAAUAUCGUUUUUGUUUUAAAAAAUACAAUCCUGUUUAAUUGUGUUGAAUUGUUUUCCUUUCUAGCAAAUACAUUCAACGUUGCGCAAUUAUAGCAUCACACAAUAAAUGGCAAUGGCCAAGGUUGUGCAAACGAGUUGUCGAGAUGACGUCAACAGCUUUUUCUCUCCGAGAAAACAAACAGGAAGUAGAGACGCACACACAAAACCAAAGACACAACAUAAUAGAAAAGGAAAUAGAGUAGUGAUUAAAAAAAUUCCGGCCUCUAUUAUAUACAGGCUGUGAUAAUAGACGUCAAAGUGCAAAACAAUUUUGGAAAUUUCUUUCUUGCUGAUGCAUCGUUCCCCGGUCCGCAAGGUCUUUUUUGCCCAGGCUUUCAUUUCCUGUGUGUCGGCAUUCGAAUCUUGUGUCCUUAACUUCCUCCCACACGAACCUUCAUCAUUAGUCAAUUCCUUAUAAAACUGCCGGGGUAAAUAUUCAAUUCGUGAGAUUGUCGUUCAUCUUCCGCCUUAUUAUUCAUACAGUAGAUAUACAGUAUACGCUGUUGAGAAACUUGUGAUCUAAGCUGUUGCACAACAAAACAACAAAAACAAAUAACCUUCCCGCGAGGCAUUUCGCGUUGGCGUCUACGUAUUUUUUCUUUUCCAUUCGUCGAAUCACGAAACGCAUAAAUAUUAGCGACAGCCAACGCCAGCAUUGUUAUUCUUCCCGCGGUAGUUCACACAACUAGUAUUACAGAAACACGAUCCUCCAUGAGAAAAUGGCGCUAUUUAAUGCUCGUCGGAGCAGCAGUGCUCGUGACUCAGCCCAGAGUCGCCAACUCCUUCAAUCUCCUUCGUCCGUCUUCCAGCAACUCGCAGGAGACGACCCAUUUUGGUAGUACGACGCGGAAGGACGGAAUCCACAUGGAAGAUUUGAAUCGCCAUCCAGCAGCAACUGUCCUGAUGCAGAAUAUCCAAACCACCACGGUGUUUCCCAUCAUCAAGCAAGAGGACGACUAUUACAACGAUUAUUCAGAUGAAGGCCCAGCCGAGUUUGUCGAUUUGGACGCCAUCAUCCAGCCAAUGUCGUUUGAUCGCACGCCCGUCACCGGACUCUUUAAACUGGCCAAUUCCAACGACUGGAUCGUCGUCGACCGUUAUUACAUGGACCAUUUUUACUUUGGGGACUUGGGAGAUGAUUUGACAGCCAAGGAACAUGUUUAACAAUCACCUGGAAGGUAGAAAAUCACCGGAAGGUAAAAAAACAGUUUUGAUGGCGACCCUGACGGGAAUCACGACGACUGGAUAAAAUAAUAAUACCGCUGCAUUAUCAGAUGAUCGGUUUGUUUUCUUAUUUACUAUAACUCUGAUGCCAUUUAGAAAUUUAGAAAAUAUUUAGCGCCGGGCCUGUCGGUUUUUUUUUUUUUUCAAGUAUUGCAAUGUCAUUUCAGACCAGUUGUAUAUACUCAGUAUCUCUGGACAAAGCCAAAUAUACACUCAUGUGCCGUA
Molecule: messenger RNA, 2560 nt
Organism: Daphnia pulicaria
Lineage: Eukaryota; Metazoa; Arthropoda; Branchiopoda; Diplostraca; Daphniidae
Exons: 3
Coding region: 70-891 (273 amino acids)
Source: RefSeq, a predicted model, not a curated record